UUUGUUUGGAGCCGGAAGCUGCAGGGAGCCACGAUGGUGUUGGCCAAAACACCUUGAGCCUUCCAUUUUGUCAUCACUUGUCAAAUUAUCUGGUGUUCUGGACGAUCGCAAUGUAGGAUCUUUUUACAAGGACAAAGGAACAUUUGGACUCCACGUUAUUGCAAGCAUCACGCGAGUUGUUAUUCAGGCCUUCGAAUUCGUCUCACGCAUACCAGAUAAGUUUCAAAGGAAUGUUAGUUCAAGAAAAUAUCAAUAUCUCGUAAUUGAUUAAAGUACUCUUGGUUGUUUAAAUUGAGAAAACCUUUGUUGUAUACAAUGAACAGUAAUGAUGAACUGCGUAGAACUAUUCUACGAGAAAUGCAGCAGUUUGGGUAAGUAAAUUGAAAACAGUUACAACUCAAAUCACUCGGUGGCACUAGUAUUUAUUGGAGCCGUUUGUUACAGGGAUUUUUAUUUAUGUUUAGAUGUUUUGCGAUGGCUGGGUUUUUAUGUGCACAUCUAGGUAUGAUGGUGAUUCCUUUGUUGAUGACCUGAAGAGAAGCACAUCCAGUCGUCAAAAGAGAGGAAAACCACCACGUUUGAACCGAUAUUACCACUAUUGUGUUUGGGCCCAUGCUUUAUUGCGAAAAAAGGUCGGUUCUCCAGAAGCAGAAUAUGGAUUUCCUUCAAGUAUAUUGGCCUACAUUCGUCAUCUGGUUCCUGGGGAUAUCAAGGGGGAAAUACGAGAGCAUGCAUAUACCGCAUCUGUGAAGGAGUUUUGUGAAGCUAUGGAGCUGCCAGAACCUUGAUCCAUUGCAGACUGCUGUGAAAUUACUUUAUUUCAAGAUAUUUAAAUAACAUUUGUUUAAAAAUGUAAUUUCACAUAUUCUUGUUCCUGUUUUUAUAAAUUAUUGCGAUUUUGAGCUGACAAUACGGGUUUCUAUUAUUUAGUUCUGCAAAGAACGUGCGCGAUACGGGGAAAGACCAUGGCUGAUAUGAGACCGUAUCAGCACUUCUCAUCUGCUCGCGAUCUGGUACGAUAGAGUUUAGAGGAAUUUUGAGCAUUUCUUUGCAGAAUUAAAUGAUAGACAGCUUAUCAUUAUUAGUUUAUCAUCAUGUAACAAUAUUAUAUAAAUACUGUAAGCCUAUAUUUUACUGUAUAUUUUUCAAUUUUGAGAUUGUAACUAUAGGGUAGUUGGU
Molecule: messenger RNA, 1179 nt
Organism: Actinia tenebrosa (Australian red waratah sea anemone)
Lineage: Eukaryota; Metazoa; Cnidaria; Anthozoa; Actiniaria; Actiniidae
Source: RefSeq, a predicted model, not a curated record